GUUCUGCACAAGAACCUUUUUCUGGCAGAAAACUCCUUUUAACAGUAAGAAAAUCACUGAGUGAUAGUCAUAUGCAUCUGAGUACAGCAACUGAACACAAGAUGGCAACAUCGGACAUGAAAUGACCAGCAGUACUGUCGCUUUAAUUAUAGCACAUAUAAAAUUCUGUGUUGUCAAAAUUCUUUCAGUUGAGUCCAGUUUUAUUUAGUUGUUCACAGCAACAAUUCCCCUCACGGCACUUUCUACUGCAGCUUUAAUGAAAAAAAACCUCAUUUUAACCAACCAUUUAAAACCUCACUCACUUAUUUACGACACUUGGCAAUGGCGGGAAGGAAAAACUCUUUUUUAAUAUGGAAGCGACCAACAAAUCUAGCUUCAUUGAGGGACAGCUAUCUGCUACCAUAUGGUGGGAGGUUGAAGGGAACGAGAAGAGGAAAAAAAGGAGAGCAUAGCGAGAAAAUGUCUCUAAUUCCAGGCCAAAUAAAAUAAAUAGUAUCCAUCGUGUUUAUUAGAGAAUCGGGAUAAUUGUUCGUUGCUGCAACAGUUUAGAAUAAGAUAGAAACUCGACUCUUUAUUUACAGAUUAUUUAAUGCACACCUGCACCCUAGAAUGCUUCAAAGAGAAAAUACAAAGACAAACUGCAACUUUAAGAUAUGGAAAUAAAUAAGUUAAAUAAAUAAUAAAGGGCUAAAAAGAAAACAAAAAUAAGAAUAAAUGGUACUGCACCUUAAGUAAAAACCAGGGUGAGAUAAAAGAGAUACCCACUCAAGUGGAGUCCCUUUGGUUGUUGAUGCCACAGUGGCUAAACGUGGAUCCCCCAUGCACUGAAAAUGGUGUGUGUUAAAUAAUGGUGUCAAUCACUAAUUCCCAAGCCAAAUCUGAGGCACCAGUGCAGACCCAAGACAGGCAUUCCUGAGAUUACAUCUCUCACCUGGCCUGGGCUGAGCUGGGUAAGGAGCAGGUGACCGAUCAUCAUGUCUCAGGCUGCCUCCUCUGAUGCUGACCCCUCCACAGACCCCACCCCUCCACCUGUUCAGCCCCCCGACCCUGUUCCCAGCCUCGGUCAGGAUGUACCAUCAGCCGGUACACCCCCAGCAGAUCCACUGCAGCCUCUUUUCUCCCCUGAGAGUUUUGAUCAGUCCAAAGAGCAGUCGACCACAGAGAACACCACCACCUCUGAGACAUUAGAGGGUCAGGCUGACCAACCAGAGUCUCCUGCAGAGAGUCAGAUGACUGAAUGUGACCAACCAGUGAGCCUGGAGCCAGACACAGAGGCUGCAGAGGAAGAUGUGGAGAAGUCCCUCCUGGACAAAGAAAAAGGUUGGGGAGCUUGGAGUUCAUGGGGAAAAUCUCUUCUGACCACUGCCACCUCCACAGUGGGUCAAAGCCUGACCUCAGUAAAGGUGAAGGCAGGAGAGGCACUUCGUCUCCACAGAACCUCAGUUGGAGAGGAGGCACAGGAAGAGGAGGAGGGAGUGGAGGAGAAGACAGAAGGAGGAAUCGAAAGCAGAGAGAUUGACCUGUCCAACUCCGGGGAGUCGUCUUCUCCUACUGCAGCCACAGCUUCUAGCAGGGGCGUUUUCUCUACAAUCACACAUGCCGUACAAAACACUGGUAAGUCAGUGAUCAGUGGAGGCUUGGAUGCCUUGGAGUUCAUUGGAAAGAAGACCAUGACUGUUCUUGCAGAGAGUGACCCGGGUUUUAAAAAGACCAAAACUCUGAUGCAAAAGACCGCGUCACUUAGUCAGAUGUUGAAGGAAGCCAAGGAGAAGGAGCGGGCCCGUCUGAGUAACCAGCCUAUCAGUGCUCCCACAGCUCACUACGGUAUUCUUUUUGAUGACUACCAGGGCUUGUCACACCUGGAGGCCCUGGAGAUUCUGUCCAAUGAGAGUGAAGCAAAGGUUCAAGCCUUCCUCUCCUCCCUGACCGAAGAGGAGCAGGAGGAGGUGAAGAAGGAGCUGAUUUACAUCAAGGAGAUUUUCAUCAAGCAAGAGGAAGAGGAGGAUGUGGAGACAGAAGGAGGAGGACAGACGAAGGAUAACGGUGAUCUUAGUUCCCAAUUACACUGUUCUACCCCCUUAUCUGCUGAUGGCGAGGAGUUUGUGAGUGUUCUCACCGAGCUGCUCUUUGAACUUCAUGUUGCCGCCACGCCGGACAAACUCAACAAGGCUCGAAUGAGGGCCCAUGAUUGGGUGAGCAAGGUGGAACAACCUGUCACUACAGAGACAGUUGGCAGGGAAACGCAGGACCAGCCAGGAGGAGAGGAGAACAAAAAGGAAGAGAAGAAGAAAGACGGAGAAGAGCUGGGGGAGAAGAAGGGCGAGGAGGAGGAGAUGAAAGGAGGAGAAGAGGCAAAGGAGAGCGACCCCAUAUCUGUAGAGGCCAUCUACCUGUCAUCGGUCAGCAGUCUGGCAGAAGUGACGGCUCGCAGCAUCGAGCAGCUCCACAAGGUGGCGGAGCUCAUCCUCCACGGCCAGGAGCAAGAGAAACCAGCCAGAGACCAGGCACACGUCCUCACCAGGUUGACAUGUGCCAUGUGUAAGGAGGUGGAGUGUUUGGCCAAGAAGUUCUCUGAUACGCUGCUCGAUGUUGGGGGCCAGAGGAAAGCAGAAGAGCUGAACCCACUGGUAGAGAGUGUGCUGCUAGAGGGCUCCAAUAGCACCAACUACAUCCAGAAUGCAUUUCAGCUGCUGCUGCCCAUCCUGCAGAUCUCCCACAUCCAGAGCCAACACUGCCGACCCGCCACAGAGGCCGCAGCACAGAUUCAGCAUUAACACUGCCUGUGCAACUGCCUGCCAGUGUGUCUAUUGUUGUACAGUAAAGUAUAGAGAAUAGAGUCACCAGAACAAGUGCUUUAAUCUACACUAAGUGCCAAAUAGUAACAGAACACAGAGAAUAUCAUCAGGAAGAUACCAGCUUAACUGACACACGUAGUGGUAGCUCGCAUACGUUUUGUUUGUGUGUUUGUGCCACGUUGUGUUACUUUGCCUGUUUUGCCGUUGAUGUUUUGCUUUAAGAAACCAAAAUGACGUCCACGCCUCAAAACCAAAAAACAGAAUAUUACUGAUUGUACUGAUCAAACUCUAUAUUAUUGUACAUUGAGCUUUCUUUGCACAACAGGAAAAAACAUAGACUAACACUAGUAGAGUGUCUGUUGUGUUGACUGUUUAAUUGCAGGUUAAGAUAAAAUACCAGCGUCAGUGAUUAUAUAUAGUAAUAUCAUACUUAUUUUGUUUUCUGUGUUAAAUUAUAUGAAACAACACUACCUUAUAUUUUAUUUCCAUCUUUUGUUGUGAACAUUACUAAUGUGAUGUCGGUUAAUUAAUUUCUGUUUGCGUCUUGUUGUUGGACUGAAUUAGAUGAGCGAUACCACUCUCUACGCUAAAAGUGAAACCACAGCCUUUUGAAGGGAAUCGGCUAGUUUGGCUGCACCAAAACCAAACAGUGUGAAAUACAGCAACAAAAUAACAAUAAAACAUUUAAUUACCCCAGUAAAACAAAAACUGUCUGUUUUGGGGGGGUUUAUUAAUUCAAACUUUUAGAGACAUUUUUUGUGGAAGUAAAUAGUGAACACUUGUGUUAUGUAUCACCUUUUAAACACUAUCAUUCAUUUAGUGAAUUUUGACUCUUUAAACUCUGAUUUUGGCUUUUGCUAAAUCCUAAAGGGGACAUUGAGCUCUUUAGCCGGAAUUACUCCAUCAUGUGCAUCUGUUUGUUGCUAAACAAUGAGCUAACUCAUUGUUCACUCACUUUAAAGGUUAUUGAAACACGAUAGGUAGAUGUGGAUUGUAUAACUCGCACACAGCAAUCUUUGCUGAAACGGAGUGUAACUUCUGAUUCUUUGGUUAUAAAUAUGCAUUAAAACUGCCUCACUCUGCAAAA
This is a messenger RNA of Maylandia zebra (zebra mbuna), 3882 nucleotides long. RefSeq names its product family with sequence similarity 114 member A1 (gene fam114a1). NCBI's taxonomy places the organism in Eukaryota, Metazoa, Chordata, Actinopteri, Cichliformes, Cichlidae. The record is from RefSeq and is a predicted model, not a curated record.